AUGGAUACAGAUCUUGUGAAAAAGUGUUUAAAUUACACACAAAAGAGAAAGAAAUGGUUAAUUUUGCUUGCAGCCUUAGGGUUUUCAACAUAUGGUGCAAUUAGGGUUUAUAACUUACCCUCUGUUGUCAAAAAGAGGGAAAGAUUCGUCAAGGUUGUUAGCGCGAUAGCCUCGAUAGCCGAAUUGCUAGGCGAAUCGGCCGAGACGUUAGGAGUGGUGUCAAAGGAUCUUAAGGAGUUUAUACAGUCGGAUUCGGAUGAAAUCCCCAAUAGUUUGAGGCAAUUGUCUAAGAUUACCAAGUCGAAUGAGGUUUCGGAGUCGAUUGUUAGUGUGACCCGCGCGUUAACGGUUGGGAUAUUGAGGGGGUAUAGGGUUGGGGCUAGGAAAGGUGAUCCGGGGGGUAAUGCGUUUGCGGAUAGGGCGUUGGAUAAGCUGUUUUCGCCGGCUGGGUCUGGUUUUGUUUCGGUUAUUGUUGGGAGUUUUGCGAAGAAUAUGGUUAUGGCGAUUGGGUAUGAGUUUAAUCGUUCGAGUAGUUCGAGUUCAAGUUCAAGUUCGGUGCAAAAGUGGGUGGAUGUGAUAGCCGAAGAAAAAUGUAAACGACUGAUCGGGGAUUGUAUUCAGCAGUUUGUGAGCACGUUGGUGACGGUUUACCUUGAUAAAACGAUGGAUGUCAACCCGUAUGACCAGAUCUUGGAGGGUUUAACGAACCCUAAACACAAUGAAAAAGUUAAAGAUUUGUUAUCAACAUUCUGCAAUGGUGCGAUAGAGACGCUUGUCAAGACUUCCCACGAAGUUAUAUCGAAUCCUAACGGGAAAGAACUGGUUUUGAACGGUGGAAUUAAAUCAAGAAAAAGCGAGAGUGAGGGGUUCGUGAGCAGGAUUUCUUCAACGUUAGCGGUUCCAAGUAACAGAAAGCUUGUGCUUGAUAUGACCGGAAGGGUGACAUUUGCAACCGUUAGAUCAUUCUUGGACUUUUUCUUGGAGCAGCUAUCAACGGGUGUGAAACGGAAGGUGGACGUUGUUCAUGAAGAAGCGGUUGACAGAGGGCGUGAAGUUUACAGGUAUGUGAGUACGAAAUCGUAUGCUGUUAUGACUAUAUGCCUUUCUGUUUGGUUGCAUGUGUUAAGCAGUCCUUGGAGUUUUGCAUCAGCGUAA
Messenger RNA from Helianthus annuus (common sunflower), 1155 nucleotides. Its product is annotated as protein PHLOEM PROTEIN 2-LIKE A10. The transcript has a single exon. Lineage: Eukaryota; Viridiplantae; Streptophyta; Magnoliopsida; Asterales; Asteraceae. The record is from RefSeq and is a predicted model, not a curated record. Bases 1 to 1155 code for a protein of 384 amino acids.